CGCCAAUAUUUGGUCUGAAGGUAUUUCCUACUUCGACCAAAAAAAAAAAAAAAAGUAUUCCCUACCAGAAACCAACAACCGCUUUAUAAACUGAACGGCGCAACGGUGGAACUUGGAAGGAAGAAGACAUACAAAGAGAGACAAAAGCUUCCCUUCAUCGCUUGAAGGCUCCUUCGAAUUUUCCGGUGUUAAAGCUUACUGCUUUUGCUUCCUCUGUUUUCCUUUUUCCAUUUUUGUUUCUACAGAAGAAUCUCGAUCUGGGUAUUGAAAGAGUUGACUAUGCGAAUUGAAAAAAUUUGUUAAACUAUUGGGUUAUAGUGAAAACUAGCGCUCUCUCUUUGUUUUUCUUUGAGAUGGACGUGAAUCUUGCUCAACGGAUGCAAUUUUCUAGUAAAUGGAUUGAAUCGGACAAGUUCUAUAGGAAAUAUCCCACCUGUUCGUUGAGUUUGACGAGUAAAUUGAAGGCAAAACAGAAAUUGCCGGUACUCGUUUCGGCUCAUUUUCAGUCCAAGAGGAAUAAAAAUGGGCAUAAAUCGGUUUCUUUGAAGGCGUUUUGUUCUUACAAGCACUCAGCUUCAGUGUUGGAAUCUGGAAGUUCCAGUGCCUCAUCCGAUGAAUCACUGAUUUUGAAGAAUAAGUCACAAGAGGUUGGGCCUUGUAUAAACGGGCGCUGUAUUUAUCUUGUUGGAAUGAUGGGCUCUGGAAAAACUACUGUGGGCAAGAUUCUCUCACAAGUACUUGGUUAUUCAUUCUGUGACUGUGACUCAUUGGUGGAGCAGGAGGUUGAUGGAACUUCAGUAGCUGAAAUCUUUAAGCUCUAUGGAGAGGGUUUCUUCAGAAAUAAAGAGACUGAGGCUUUGAAAAAGUUGUCUAUGAUGCAUCGGCUUGUUGUUUCUACUGGUGGAGGUGCAGUUAUAAGGCCGAUUAACUGGAAAUAUAUGCAUAAGGGAAUUAGUGUCUGGUUGGAUGUGCCUUUGGAGGCCUUGGCGCAGAGGAUUGCGGCUGUGGGAACAAAUUCUCGCCCACUUUUGCAUCAUGAAUCAGGCGAUGAAUACACAAAGGCUCUCAGGCGUUUGUCUACCCUUCUUGAAGAGAGAGGUGAAUAUUAUGCCAAUGCCAAUGCUAGGGUUUCUCUAGAAAAUAUUGCAGCAAAACUGGGAUAUAGAGAUGUUUCCAGUAUCACACCAACUGCAAUUGCAAUUGAGGCUCUAGAACAAAUUGAGAAUUUCCUAGAGGAAGAGGAGGGCAUUGCCUGUAAUGAGAAUGUAGCUUAACGAGACCUGGUCCAGGUAGAACUGAGGCUAGAUAGAGCACGUGAUCCAUUGGAUGGAUAGAUCAUUCACGCGUUGUUGGGGAGGGAAAGCGAGGAAUCGAAUCCGAGAGCACUCAGGUGACUCUCAAUGCAGUUACCACUCAGUUGGCAGACCAGACUUGGCUGCUGUCGACAAAAUUGACUUUGAUAAUAAUCCAUAUUAGGUGGAGACCACACAUGGGGAGAUGGUUGUUGGGGCUAGCAGUCUAUGGUGACAAUCUCACUGGCUAAGCAGUGGUUCGUGGUGAUCAAUUCAUAGCAGCUAAUGGUUUCAUGGAUGGAGGACAGUGAUUCCUAAAAGUCUCAAGUUUUUACUUUUUGCAGUUGCCAUAGUAGAAAGUUAGAAACUGAAAAAGAAAAUGAGAAGCUCGUUCUAUAGAUGAUACUUGAAGUAAGGAUGACCUCAGCCCAAGGGCAUGGUGCAGUAAAAUCUCAUAUUGCUUAAUUUCUAA
Molecule: messenger RNA, 1764 nt
Organism: Manihot esculenta (cassava)
Lineage: Eukaryota; Viridiplantae; Streptophyta; Magnoliopsida; Malpighiales; Euphorbiaceae
Product: shikimate kinase, chloroplastic
Exons: 12
Coding region: 354-1274 (306 amino acids)
Cellular component (GO): chloroplast
Molecular function (GO): shikimate kinase activity
Source: RefSeq, a predicted model, not a curated record